Molecule: messenger RNA, 9266 nt
Organism: Anneissia japonica
Lineage: Eukaryota; Metazoa; Echinodermata; Crinoidea; Comatulida; Comatulidae
Exons: 16
Coding region: 172-5715 (1847 amino acids)
Biological process (GO): regulation of DNA-templated transcription
Cellular component (GO): transcription regulator complex; nucleus
Molecular function (GO): transcription coregulator activity; protein binding
Source: RefSeq, a predicted model, not a curated record
AUCAAAUGCCUAAUUUGAUAUCCAUUCGAUGUGCACACUGCUGUGUAGCAAACAUGUGAUUUCCGUGUUUUCCAAUCAUCUGGUUUUUUUUUGCGAGCUAUAUUAGAUUCAAUCCUUCUUGAAACUGCUUUUGCAGUACAGUUUUAUAGUGCCAGGCACAGACAAAAACCUAUGAUAAGACGAAGAAAUCAAGGACCAGCGCAUCAGCCGGAGGGGGAAUCAUUGGCGGGGAAAGCAGGCCCAGUAAAUUCUUGGAAGAAACACAAACAAAAUCUAGAGAGUGAUUUAGAAACAAGUAAGACUACUCGUAGCAGUUCCAGAAGCAAAACAAAGUGGAAUCUAAAAGAGUGCUCAUUAGUUAUUGACAAAUUUGAACGUAGCAGACGAACUUCUGUUAUUGAAGAUAAUGAUAGGAAGUGGAUAAUUCGCCAACCCUGCAGAAGAAAACCAAACUACUUGAUAAAGUUACAACCAAAGGACAUAAUGAGUGCUACAUCUGCUCCAGCCAAAUUACCACGUAAACAAUUCGCUCGUAAAUCUACUGGCAAACUUCACCUCCAUUCUAAAACUAGCCGUGAUGUUGGAGAGAAGUCUGCUAAAAAACUUCGCUUAGGAAAUUAUGAUGAACCUAAAAAACCACCAGAUAAGUAUUCUGAUAGUGAUCGGGAAAUAAAAAAUGGAAGUGGUGUGGAAAGCCCUACAAAAAUUAAAGAAAUUGUACUCAGUAGUGAAUCAAUUGUAAUUGAUGAUUUACCAGAGUUGACCCAGGAGGUUUCAACAGGGUCUGCUAUAUCAGAGAUUGCAGUCACUCCAAAAACCAAAAUUACUCCUAAAAUUAGUGAGCACAACUCUCUUUCGACUUCUUCACCAGUAUUUGUUCCUGAAUGUCUAACUCCAACUUGCCAAAAGGAUUAUCCAGAUAAAAGAUCACAAUCACAAGAGUCUAUUAAGCAGAACACUGAAUGUAGUGACAAAGUUCCAUCGGUAAAGCAGGACAACAGCAUCUCAAGUGGAAGUUUUAAUUUACCUGAAGCUGAUAAAGUGCAUGAACGGAAAAGUAGCAACUUUUCUUUUUUGGAUUCUUUCAAGCAGUCUUUCAGGACAAAAAAAGAUUUGCCACUUUCUGAAGAGACUAAAAAAGAUAGUGUGCCAUCAGCUGAAUUAGCAGCAGCAACUGAUGCUGCAACACCAGAGGAACCUGUGGCAGUGCAGGAUAACAUCAAAGUUUCAAAUAAUACAAUUGACAAACUGAGAAAGGGAUUGCAAUGUGAGAAGUUAAAGUCCAUAGUGCAUAAAGUGUUUAAAGACAGAAAUGAAGUAAUUAAUACUUCUGAUCACAAAGCAUCAGUAAAAGAAGGAACACCAAAUGAAAUCACUCUCAACAGUGGAGUCAUUGUUAAAGAAAAUGAUCAUCAGAACAAAGAGAAGGAACUCUGUAAUUUGAAUGUUGAACAAAAUAAAGUAGAUAACACCAGUACUAUUGAUAUUUCAAGUAAUAGCAUUCCACCUGAAUUUUCCAAUCACAACACAGAGUCAAAGGAUUUGAGCUCUGCUGGGGGUGAUAACUUAACACCUCCUCGUCCAGAAGAGGAUGAUGAUGAUGAUGUUACAAUAAUUUGUACUACAUGUUCAAAAUGUCAUAAAGAGCAGAGAAAGCAGUUUCAGUGCUCUCCAGCCAAGUUGACGUUAAAUGUUAAAUCAAUGCAGACUAGCCAAGUCUCUGAUUCAAACAAGGAAAACAAUAGUUCAGAUGCACCGUCUAACAAACAAGAAAUUCUCACUCCUGAUAUAUCAUUUAAAGAGGACUCAGCAUGUGAUAUUAUUUUACCUGAUGUAACAAAAUCUGCUGUUGAUGAUUCAUUAACAGGCAAGAGCACAAAUGCCUUAUCAGAAAAGGUGGUAAUAGCUAGUGACAUUGGCAAGAAAGUCACAGAAACAGAUAUAAAUGAACAGACUGCCAUCACAAUUGCAGUAAAUUCACAAAAGGUUGAUUUAAGUGAUGCUUUACCAGAUGCAAGUGUUAGCCAACCUGAAGUUCAUGCAGUUGAAAUGGAAAGCAAUGCACCUUCGGUUGACAAAGAGUUAAUUCCGGAUUCAUUUACAAAUCCAGAGUUAAUUAGCAUCAAUACAUUUGAUUCAAAGAAUAUUACUACUUUGUCUCAUUUAGAAAAGGUUGGAAAAACAGUGGGCAGAAUGGAGAUGAAUAUUCCAGUAGAUGAUAUCUCUGGUGCUCUGAACAAAGAAUUGCUGACUACAAACCAGUCAUCACUAAGUGCAGAUGAAGCAGUUGCUUCUGAAGUUGCAAAGUUAAUUAAGGAAACCAGUGUCCAUAAUUUAGAGCAGUCCGGUAUUAUACAAACCAGUGUUUAUUCUGAUUCAGCACUAUCACCUGAUGUGACAAGUUCCUCUGAAAGCUUGAUUGUUAUUCAGUCUGUGCAUUCUGUCACACCGAAAUUGGAAGCAGUUGGACAACCAUCACUAGAAGUUGAGAAACAGCAGUUACCUGGUGAUACAAUAUUGCAAAAAAGAUCAAAUGAUAUAUAUUUAGAUGUUAAAAGCCCAAAUGCUACUACUAAACAACUGAAAUUAAACAUAACUGAAAUUUCACAUGCAAGAGUUGAUGAUACCAAUUUGAAUACUGAACAAUAUAUAUCUGGAAAGUCUUGCAGUGACAUUGUUAUCAGCCAAAUUGAUACUGUUGUAAAUCAAUCAAGUAAUGUAAUAUCCACAGAAACUGCACCUAUUGCUUCAGAUUAUUGCCGUACUGAUGUCACAGAGAAAGUUAAUGCAGCAGCCAGUGCACAAAAGGAACCAAAUCAAGUUACUUUGGAAGUAGAACCAUCAAAGAAUGCAGAGAUUUCUAGUUUGUCUACAGUAGUUACACCAAUCAUAAAAUCUGUUUCUACUUCUGCUGUUAUAGAGACUAAAUCAAUUGAUAGUUCACCACUUGUAACACCUGCUGUAUCUCAGGUGGAACUAAAAUGUCAACCUGUUGAAAUAAUCUCGACUACCUCAGAAACGGAUCCAAUUCCUAUAGAGACAGGGACUGAAGCUUUUCAAUCUGCUUCCAUGAAUAUAGAUAAUAAGACUCUUUCUGAAAAACCUGUAGAGUCUGAUCCUUUAGUGUCUGAUGCUAUGGAAAAUGUAUUAAUUGACAAUAAUGACCUCUCAAGUAAAAGACCAGGGUCUCCCUCCUUUACAAACAAUCAGCUUUCAAAGAGAUUGAAACUUGAUACCAAUGGUCAAGAUACACUGGAAGAAAAAACUGAUUCGAAUUCUAACACUUUUGACAUAUCUGCUAUUAUGGAACACCUUCCUGAUGGUUAUACAAUUGUGGCAACCAAGGAUUUACAAUCAAUGUUAAAGAAGAAAGCUGUGGAUCUUCUAAAACCAAUGGUCCUCCAAUUGGAAGCAGUGUCAAAAGCAUUAGAAACUUAUCGUAGCAUGAUUAAGCAGAAGGAUGUCCAGCAUGCUACUGAAAUCUCAAAACUAAAACAGGAUUCACAGCAUCAGGAGCAGAAGCCGAAGAUGGUAUCAGUUGAAAGCCAAUACGUGGAUAACUUUUUUAUCAAUGCCAUUAAAGCACAGUCAUACCCUGUAUUGACCUCUGUCAAGGUGCGACGUUGGAAGACGCCACCUAGUAGCACACCACCAGCUGCCUCGGAUUCCUCUAGUGCUGUAAAUUCUUCCCCACCUGUCACUACCACAUGUCCAGUUCCAGUAUGUACUAAACCUCUGCAAACGUCUCCCUCUCCAACAUCAAAACCUGAAGUUCACAAGUCUGUUCUAUCAAGCUCUACAAACACUGCAAAGUCACCAAUAUCAAAAUUGGAGAAUAUGCUGAGCAGCACAGUGCCUAAGUAUACAAGUCCAUGUAGUUUUCUACAGAAAUCUCCAAAUAUGAAACCACCACAGGUUACACCUUCACCAACACAGACGACUUCAACAAGUCCUCAGAAAGCUGGAAAGAAGUUAUCAUCUCCUAUGGCAGUGAUUGACCUAACACAGGAUUCUGAUGAAGUCAAUACAUCUGCAAAUGCAGUAGCUGUAACACAGCAGACAUCUCCUAAACCUUCUCCUGGUCCACCUCCUAAGUUAAUCCCUAACAGAAAGACUGUAUCACAGCAGUUAGCAUCUAAGGUUCCAAGCCCUAAUGUUCUUCCAUCCUUGAUACAAUCACCGAUACUUAGGACAAAUUUGCAAACCUCUAGAACAGUCAACAAUCUAAGAAUGGCAACUGCCACUCCAAGUGUCAGACCAAACACACCUCCUCAAAGAGUAAUGCAUAUUCCAGUAAGUAAUGCCAUGGGCACCAGGUAUAUUCGUCCUCAACAUGUGUCAAACUCUGUAGCUCACCAGCAAUUGCCAGAACACAGAAAUACUGUUCAUGGAUCAACUAUGAUGACUUCUAAUCCUGUAAUGGCACAAGCAACAUCAGCAGCUAGGGCAUUAACAGCUCCCUCUGUGGUCCAUCAGCUUCUUCCCCAAACAAAGACUGCUAGUCAAGGAAUACCAAACAGUACUCAUUCCAGACCACCUCCGCAGCUAAUAACCCAAUCACAGACGGUCAGAGGUUUCACGUCACAAUAUAGAGAACCAGUAAGAUAUCCUGGUGUCCAACCAACGUCCAUUGAGAACCGACCACAACCCCCACCAAAUGUUUCUAUAUCACUAAUGCAGCAAACGCCAGUGCAGCAGCAUAGAUUAUUGCACCCCCAGAGCAGAGCAGCAUUUCCCCCUCCCAGUUACACGGUAGCACUGAACUCACAAACUGCACCUCAACUUCAGACUCGAACAGACUCAGUGGUGCUACCACAAGCAGUGAAUUCAUUGAUGCUGCAAAGGCAUGAACCCAUGCAAGCGCAAAUUGUCUCUAAUAAUCCAAAUCGAUAUCCGGUGGUCAUGGGAAUGCCAACUCCUGCACAGCAGCUCCCAGUCUCGCAGUCAACAAGUAGCAGUGCAGUAAAUAGCCAGAGACAUGCUUUGCAGCUACACACAACGAUGGUCCGGUUGAAGGAAACAUAUGAUAAUCUGCAAAACCAACAGACUGAGAUUGUAGUUAAACUGCAAAGCAAAGACAUUUCAAGUGCCCGACGGGAAGAGCUCCUCAAGACUUUACAUGAAAUUCAGGGAAACUUGCAUAGUACGUCCCAGAAACAGAAGCAGUUCCAGACAGAGUUCACUCACAUUCAUGGGCAGUCAUUUCGCAACCAACCCCCUCUGCAGCCAGGGGCAGCACCAGUUGCAGCAACAUCACAACAAACUGCAGCUUCACAGCUACUUGCGCUCUCGCACCAGGCUAAUGUGCAGCAGAGACAUCAGCAGUUCAGAAUGAAACAUCCAGCUGCACUCCCUCCUCAACCAGUUCCCGCCCAGUUACCGUUACAAGCUAAAUUACUUCUGAUCCCUGGCAAACCGGUACUGAAUAUCACUAGAGCACCCAAUGGAAUUGUUCUAUCAUGGACAAUGGUGUUGCAGCCGGGAUCUGCUGAGAUUGGUUUCUAUCAUUUAUUUGCUUAUCAAGAACAGGAAGGCCCACCUAGCAGUAGCAAUUGGAAAAAGAUUGGUGAAGUAAAAGCUCUUCCACUGCCAAUGGCCUGCACCUUGACACAGUUCCAACAUGGUAGUAUUUAUCACUUUUCAGUGUGUGCUGUGGACGUUUUUGGUAGGAGUGGUGAUUUUAGUGAAAACUCCAGUAUAAAUUUGAUCAAUUAAAAAGUAAAUUGUGGCUAGUUACAUUGAUGUUACCGGCUGCUGCCCUAAUGUUACAGAUAUUGCUACAGCCAGUUACAGUGAUGUUACCUGCUGCUGCCCUAAUGAUAUAGAUAUUGCUACAACCAGUUACAAUGAUGUUACUAGCUGCUGCCCUAAUGUUACAGAUAUUGCUACAGCAAGUUACAGUGACGUUACCGGCUGCUGCCCUAAUGAUACAGAUAUUGCUACAACCAGUUACAAUGAUGUUACUAGCUGCUGCCCUAAUGUUACAGAUAUUGCUACAGCCAGUUACAAUGAUGUUACCUGCUGCUGCCCUAAUGUUACAGAUAUUGCUACAGCCAGUUACAGUGACGUUACCGGCUGCUGCCCUAAUGAUACAGAUAUUGCUACAAUCAGUUACAAUGAUGUUACUAGCUGCUGCCCUAAUGUUACAGAUAUUGCUACAGCCAGUUACAGUGACGUUACCGGCUGCUGCCCUAAUGAUACAGAUAUUGCUACAAUCAGUUACAGAGAUGUUACUAGCUGCUGCCCUAAUGAUACAGGUAUUGCUACAGCCAGUUACAGUGAUGUUACCUGCUGCUGCCCUAAUGAUAUAGAUAUUGCUACAACCAGUUACAAUGAUGUUACUAGCUGCUGCCCUAAUGUUACAGAUAUUGCUACAGCAAGUUACAGUGACGUUACCGGCUGCUGCCCUAAUGAUACAGAUAUUGCUACAACCAGUUACAGAGAUGUUACUAGCUGCUGCCCUAAUGAUACAGGUAUUGCUACAGCCAGUUACAGUGAUGUUACCUGCUGCUGCCCUAAUGUACAUUAUUGCUAUAGCUAUGAUGCUGUGGCUAUUAUUACACUGCUUACAAUGAGUUAAUCAUUUGCUACUCUUACAACAUUUGUUUUUUAAUUCCAUUUAUGCAAACAAAUUAAAAGCAUUUAAUUACUGUGACACAAAACAUUGAUACCUUGAUAAUAAAAACUUAACAGAUAAGUCUGGUUUUAAGUUCUGUACUUAAUGGAUUUGUCUCUGUAAAAAAUGUUUGUAAAUUAUAUUUUUGUAGCUUAUUAUUUAAAUGCAGAAAUUUGUAUGUGUAAUAUGAUGACUUGAAAGUAUGCUUACCAGAAACCAUAGAGUAGUGAUUUAUGCUUUGUGAUACAAAAAGCUAUCUUAGUAAGUAGGGAAUUUAUCUUCCUUUUAGUACUGUAAAUGUCACAAAUGCUCUAAUUAUGAUUUGGAUUUUUAAAAAUGGAUUACAAGAAAUUUAUGUGAUUAAGUUUAUAGUAUUCAGUGUCAUGCUAAAUCAUUACAAACAUGGCAGGAAUUUUGAAUUUAUGUAAUAAGGGUGCUUUUGAAAAUUAAAUACAGUACCAGUUGAGAUUACAAUUUAUUAGCUUUGUCCACACACUCAAAUGUUCCUUGACAAAAAACUGUUGUAUGCUCAUAUAUAGUCAUAAUGUGUCCAUAUAUAGUCAUGAUGUCAUCAUGACCAUAUUUAGGCAUGUCACAUGUUUUUGUCAAAAGAAUUUGGUAGUCAGGACAGGUCUUUAAACAUGUGUUUCUCAGGGUGUAGGGCUUGCCCAUCAUACAUAUUCAUAAUUUGUCUUCCACUAAAAUAUCUGGCAAGUAUCGUCAUAAUCUGGAACCUAUUUACAGGCCUGUAACCUAAUUGGGGACCUAAUGGAAGAGUAUUUGACCAAUGUUUAGAGUUUUAGCUAACACAAAUGAACAUCCUUGAUUUUCAACAUUGCAAACUUCAUUGGGUCAUCUUCAACAAUAUAUUUGUGUUCUAAAAGUAUUCAGGGAAUUCAAACUGCUGAUCUGAUUUCCCCUUAAUAAUUACUGUCUCUGAGUUUUUUUUCUUAAAGUUUAAUAAAGGGCUCUAUUUAUUUGGGGUAGAAUCACUAAACUGGUGACAAUUUUUAGACUUGCUCCAGAAAGUACUGUAAUCAAAUUUUUAAUUUUUUUUUUUUUUUUGUGAGAUUUGAUCACUUUCCAUUUGUUAUUGAAAAGUUUGAAGGUGUCUAUUCAAUAAAUUACAUAUGUAUAUAUUAUAUAAAUAUAAUUAUGAUUCAUUGAUAGUAGUUACUGUACCUGGAUAAUUAAAUUAUGUAAUUUGAUCUCCUGAUCCUGUAAGAAAAUGUUUCGAUGAAAACAGAUGUCUCCAAAAAUGUGCAACAGAUAUUAUAUUUUGAGCGUUAAAACAAAAGGGUCAGUAUUUUUGUUUAAACUUAAGAUGUUAAAGUAUUUCAGAAUGAAUAUAAUGCGUUUAACAAGCACAGAAACAGCUCUUUAUGAUUACUAUGAUUUUGUAUUUCUCAAACUACUGUGGUUCCUUCAGAUGGCAUAGUUAAGUACUUAUAGUAGAUCUGGGACGGAUGCAGGAUUAGGCGGUAGGGAGAGCGCGAGUGAAUAUGGACCUCAAGGUGACCGAAAAUUUCACUUCCAUACUCUAAAUAUCAUACCUGUACUGUGUUUAUGAUGAUAAAAAUAAUUAUCAACAAUACAACAAUUAAUUUUCCUUAUCCAAUUGAGUGGGGGAGGGGGAUGGGGGUGCGAUCUCACACUCCUGCAUCCUCCCCAGGUAGGUUGAUUUAAGUACGUCUGUACAACAAAUCCGUAAAAGUACUUGUUCCAUUGUUUUCUAUCUUCAAACCAAUGUACAGUAAGAAUAUCUUUGAGUAGUGUAAGCUUAGCCGUGACUUGAUGGUUAAGGUGCUUGCCUUCAAAUCUUAGAUUCCUGGGUUCAAUUCCUGCUAAUACAACUCCAAUCUCCAUCCUUGUAUGCAUUAGUAAAAAAUGUAAAUAUUUGUAGUGUAUACUUGAGUGAAAUUGACUUGAUAUCUGGUACAAGACUACUUUGUGGUUGAAGAUGAGUUCCAUGUGUAUAAUAAAUGUACUGUAUUUUGGCUUAUUCAUUGAGGCAAUCCUCAAAAGUUUAGUUUUAGCUUUCUUGUUCAUUUUUUUCUGCAUGCUGUUUAUUAAUGCUCACUGCCCUAUCUCACCUAGCCUGCAGUUUCUAAUCACUCUUGCCUGAAUUCUGACCCUAUACCAUUUGGCUUUUUAUUCUCUCACUCAUUCGUCACAGAAGGACUGGUGUUGUCCGAAAGCUGUGGUUAUAUUUCUGGCUGAUUACUCUACUUGCAUUUUACUUUUUAGCUGUUGUUCAUGAAAUUUGUAUUGUUUCCCACAUCAUUGUUAUUUUUGAUGUAUAUAAUUUACCUACACAUUUUAGGCCAGCUACCUCAGCUUCAAUGAAAGUAUGUAAGAUAUAGUAGAUUAAAAGUAGCAUUAAGAAAUAUGUUUUGAAAACAUAAAAUGCAUAAAUUGAUUUCAGUCCUGAGGCACCGUUAUUGUUGAUUGAAGAAAUGCGUUUCAUUCAAAGUUGGCAUGGAACUUUAUAUAUCACAAACUGUUGAUCUGUUAGUGUUAAUGAAGUAAUUCAGAUGCCAGUAUUUGUUGAUUCUGUUCUCAAGACGUUGUGUUGAAUACAUGUUGUAAAGUAACUUAUUGUCAUUGUCUUUAUACAUACUUUUUAUAAUAAAGGCUCAAUGAAUUUCGA